AUGGGUCAGACACUCUCGGAGCCCGUCACGGAGAAGACCACGUCUUCGGGCGGCAAUGACUCGGUUCUUUACGCAAUCUCCGAGAUGCAAGGAUGGCGCAUCAGCAUGGAGGACGCCCAUACCACCAUCCUCGACAUCAAAAAUGGCUCGGGUGGUAUUGUUGGCAACUUCUUUGGUGUCUUUGACGGCCACGGAGGCUCUUCCGUUGCACAGUAUACCGGCCGCAGCUUGCACAGCGUUCUCACCGGAGAGGAAAGCUUCAAACAGGGCAAGUACACGGAUGCACUUGAAAAGGCCUUCAUUAACGUCGACGAGGAUCUCAAGAAAGAUCCUAACUACACAAACGAUCCCUCGGGCUGCACUGCCGUAACCGCUUUCAUCAAGACCACCGCAAACGACCCGAAACGGGUCGAAAAAGUCUUUGUAGCCAACGCAGGUGAUUCCCGAUGUGUCCUCUCUCGGGGUGGAGCGGUCAUGGAGAUGAGCACCGAUCACAAGCCUACACUCGACUCGGAGCGCCAACGUAUCGAAAAUGCAGGAGGCUACGUCAGCUGGGGUCGUGUCAACGGUAACCUUGCCCUUAGUCGAGCUAUUGGCGAUUUCGAGUUCAAGAGGUCUUUCGAGCUGCCAGUGGAGCAGCAGAUCGUCACCGCCUUCCCCGAAGUCCUCGAGAAGGACAUCGUCGAAUCCGAAGACGAGUUUCUCGUGCUCGCUUGCGACGGCAUCUGGGAUUGCCUCAGCAGUCAGGAUGUGGUCGACAUCGUGCGCCGAUCCGUGGCCAACGGCAAGGAGCUCACAGAGAUCUGCGAGGACCUCAUGGACCGCUGCCUCGCGCCAGACUCGGACACCGGCGGCAUUGGUUGCGAUAAUAUGACCGUUUGCGUCGUUGCGCUGCUCAACGGCCGAAGCAAGGAGGAGUGGUACUCGUGGAUCCAGAAGAACAUCGAAGUUCCCAAGUUCAACCGCACUACUCCUCAAGAUGUGGCUCCCAUUUUCAAGAGCACGCAGCCCUCUUCGCGUGGCCAGGACAGCGGCCAGGACGGCACCGUGAGCAUCCAGUCGCUCCUUGCAGGUGGGUCGGCGCGCGGCGAGGACGGCGACGACGAGGCAGGAGGCUCGCUUCGAUUGCCAGGUGGUCUGGCGGGUGCGCUGAGCGGCGCUGGUAUCGUGUUCCGACCUGGUGGACGCUCUGAGGGCGGUGAAGUGGUGUACGAGGCGCAUGUCGUUGACGAGGAUGACAGUGGCGAUUCCGACCAGAGCAGCGGCGAGUCUGGCACCAAAGCAUCCACCGCCACCUCGACCGAAACAAAGGACGCCGAGCCAAGGCUGGUGGAGUCGCCUCACGCGGACGCCAAGCCGGCCAGCUCCAGACAAGAGGCGGACAAGAUGGAGGUGGAUGACGAGACCGGCGCGUCUGGCAAGACACAAACGAGCAUUUGA
Kalmanozyma brasiliensis GHG001 is the source of this 1440-nucleotide messenger RNA. Its product is annotated as Protein phosphatase 2C (PP2C)-like domain protein. The record is from RefSeq and is a predicted model, not a curated record. NCBI's taxonomy places the organism in Eukaryota, Fungi, Basidiomycota, Ustilaginomycetes, Ustilaginales. Gene Ontology annotation, biological process: protein dephosphorylation. The coding region runs from base 1 to 1440 and encodes 479 amino acids. The transcript is spliced from 3 exons. Gene Ontology annotation, molecular function: cation binding; protein serine/threonine phosphatase activity.